Molecule: messenger RNA, 386 nt
Organism: Rubroshorea leprosula
Lineage: Eukaryota; Viridiplantae; Streptophyta; Magnoliopsida; Malvales; Dipterocarpaceae
Source: the annotation of a GenBank genome assembly
AUUGGGAGACAAAGCCUCGAAUUUUUCCAGAAAUCGGAAAUCAACGACGCUCAGUUUAUCGACAAUUUCUUGGAUAAUGCCGGCUAUCACUAGCCGCAACUCGUCUCCAUUCAAGAAGAUCGUGACCUUCAAAUCGGAGUGGAGCGGGGGGACUUGUAGAGAUCUGAAGCAAAUUCCACUUCUGGCAAACAAAGAUUAACAUUUUUCGAUGUGGCGGUGGCGCAAGAAGGCCCUAUCUCCACUCCGAUAAAGUUGAAAUCACUUUGCGGAUGCAGGAAUUCUAGUCCAAACAACCCUUCAGAUGUCAGUUUUCUUUCUAUAUCCUAAUAUUCGAUGCUUUGAUUUUAUUCUUGUCAAAAUUGGUCUAAUUAAGCAGAUUUUUAGUC